Molecule: messenger RNA, 3385 nt
Organism: Lotus japonicus
Lineage: Eukaryota; Viridiplantae; Streptophyta; Magnoliopsida; Fabales; Fabaceae
Product: DExH-box ATP-dependent RNA helicase DExH12-like
Exons: 3
Coding region: 297-3146 (949 amino acids)
Cellular component (GO): nucleus
Molecular function (GO): ATP binding; nucleic acid binding
Source: RefSeq, a predicted model, not a curated record
AGAUUCUUGGGCAAGCCUGACUAGAGUCUUAAAUAUUUGAUGAAAAGUUGAAGUAUCUGUUUUUCAAUGACAAAUAAAAUCUACCCUAAAUUGAUUUUGUCAGACGAUGGAGAUGGAGAUGGAGAUGGAGAUGGAGAUGGAGAUGGAGGAGUUGGUCGUUUUCCAGAAAAAGGAUGAAGAUGAUCACGACGACCUUGCUGAACCCAAUAGCUCUUCGGCUAUGCAAAUUGGUGGUGGAUUUGAUUAUGAGUAUUUGGAUAUGGAGGAAGAGAUGAACCUGAACGUGCAGGAUAUUGAUGCGUACUGGCUUCAGACCAAAAUUGACCCGCACCUUGCUGAGGAAGUGCUCAAUAUUCUUGCUCUUUCUGACCACAGGGAAGUGGAGAACAAGUUGUUGUUGCGUUUGGAAGAAGAUUGAGGAGGAGAUGAAGGUUUAUGCCAGUAGUAGGAAGAUGGAGGGGUUGCAGUUGCAGUUGCAGAAUCAGCAACUGCAACUGCAACCACCCCAUAUGCUUGAUUUUGAUACACUUGCUUUUCAUCAAGGUACAGGGUUCUUUAGGUUUCAUAUGCCAAGUGGGUUUUUUAGGGGUACUAUGAGCCAGGGUUAUGAUGAAAUCCAUCUGCCUGACGCUGGACCCUUUGAUCCUAAUGAGAAGCUUGUGAAAAUAUCUUCAAUGCCUGAUUGGGCACAACCCGCCUUCAAAGGGAUGGCACACUUGAAUAGGAUUCAGACCAAGGUCUAUGAUACUGCACUCUUCAAGCCUCACAAUCUUCUGCUCUGUGCUCCAACUGGCUCUGGAAAAUUUGAUGUUGCUGUUCUCACCAUACUUCAGCUAAUUGCAGGCUACAGGAAUCAGGAGAGCGGUUCAAUUGACCAUAGUGCUUAUAAGAUUGUCUAUGUUGCGCCUAUGAAAGCUCUCGUCGCUGAGGUUGUAGGGAAUUUAUCCAAUCGUUUGCACGAAAAUGAUGUUAAGGUUAGGGACCUCAGUGGAGACCAGUCACUCACCCCUCAACAGAUACAAGAGACUCAAAUUCUCGUCACAACACCUGAGAAGUGGGAUAUUAUCACUCGAAAAUCUGGAGAUCGAACAUACACACAGCUUGUGAAGCUUCUUAUCAUUGACGAGAUUCAUCUUCUUCACGAUAACAACAGAGGGCCAGUUCUUGAGAGUAUUGUUGCUAGAACAAUUAGGCAGAUAGAAACCACAGAGGACAAUAUUCGGUUGGUGGGGUUGUGUGCUAAUCUUCCUAAUUAUGAAGAUGUGGCACUCUUUUUACGUGUGGAUCCGGACAACGAGUUGUUUUAUUUUGAUAAUGAUGAUAGGCCUGUUCAUCUUUAUCAGCAGUAUGCUGGAAUCACAGUUACAGAGCCCCUUCAGAGGCUCCAGUUGAUGAAUGAUAUAUGUUAUGAGAAAAUUAUGGAUGUAGCUGGAAUGAAUCGGGUUCUUAUCUUUGUGCAUUCAAGGAAAGAAACUGCUAAAACAGCUAGAGCCAUCAGAGAUACUGUACUAGCCAAUGAUACUCUUGGUAGGCUCCUUCGAGAAGAUAGUGCAAGUCGCGAGAUUCUUCUCACUCAUACUGAUCUCGUGAACAGCAAUGAUCUUAAAGAUCUUCUGCCCUAUGGAUUUUCAAUUCAUCAUGCUGGUAUGACAAGGGCAGAUCGUCAGCUUGUUGAGGACCUCUUUGCUGAUGGACAUGUGCAAGUUUUGGUAUCCACUGCGGCCCUUGCCUGGGGUGUGAAUCUCCAAGCUCAAACAGUGAUAAUUAAAGGGACACAGAUAUACAAUCCUGAAAAGGGGGCCUGGACUGAACUUAGUCCUCUUGAAGUGAUGCAGAUGUUGGGUCGUGCUGGAAGGUCCCAAUUUACCUCAUUUGGUGAAGGAAUAAUUAUUACUGGCUUUAGUGAGUUGGAGUAUUACAUCUCUAUCAUGAACGAACAACUUCCUAUUGAGAGCCAGUUUGUGUCCAAGCUGGCCGAUCAGCUGAAUGCAGAAAUUGUUCUUGGUACUGUUCAUAAUGCUAGGGAAGCUUGUAACUGGAUUGGAUACACUUACUUGUAUGCUCGUAUGUUAAGGAAUCCUUCUUUGUAUGGUUUAGCACCAGAUAUCCUAACAAGAGAUAUAACAUUGGAGGAGAGAAGAGCUGAUUUGAUUCAUACAGCAGCAACCAUCUUAGAUAAAAAUAAUCUGGUGAAGUAUGAUAGGCAGAGCGGAUCUUUUCAGGUCACUGACUUGGGUCGAAUUGCAAGCUACUACUACAUAACGCAUGGAACCAUUUCCAUGUAUAAUGAGCAUUUAAAGCCUACAAUGGGAUACAUUGAGCUUUGUAGAUUGUUCUCAUUGAGUGAAGAAUUCAAGUAUGUGACAGUAAGGCAGGAUGAGAAGAUGGAGCUGGCAAAGCUUUUGAAACAUGUUUCCAUUCCCAUUAAGGAAAGUCUGGAAGAGCCAAGUGCCAAGAUCAAUAUUUUGCUGCAAGCAUACAUUUCACAAUUAAAGGUUGAAGGGCUCUCGCUGACAUCUGAUAUGGUCUUUAUAACUCAGAGUGCUGGACGCCUUUUGCGGGCUCUUUUUGAGAUUGUCUUGAAACGUGGCUGGGCGCAAUCGGCUGAAAAGGCUUUGAACUUAUUCAAGAUGGUGACUAAGAAGAGUGUCCAAACACCGCUUCGGCAGUUCAAUGGGAUCCCAAGUUAUAUAUUAACUAAGAUGGAAAAGAAAGAUUUGGCUUGGGAAAGGUAUUAUGACCUAUCAUCACAAGAGAUAGCUGAGCUCAUCCCUGCACACAAGAUGGGAAGGACACUUCAUAAACUUAUCCACCAAUUUCCAAAAUUGAACCUUGAAGCACAUAUAGAGUCAAUUACGCGCACCGUUUUGAGGGUUGAGCUCACGUUAACUCCAGAUUUUGCAUGGGAUGACAGAGUCCAUGGAAAUGUUGAGCCAUUCUGGGUGAUUGUGGAGGAUAAUGAUGGUGAAUAUAUUCUUCACCAUGAGUAUUUUAUGCUGAAAAAACAAGAUAUUUCUGAGGAUCACACUCUAAAUUUCGUGGUGCCAAUAUCCCAGCCUCUUCCUCCCCAAUUCCUUAUCCGUGUUGUUUCAGAUAGAUGGCUCGGAUCACAAACUGUUUUACCUGUUUCAUUAGAACUGAGGUAAGGAACACCUAUGGUGGCUUGUUGGUGGUGAUGCUGGAAAGAAAUCCUAUGUGAUUCAUACAUGCUGGAAAGAUAUUAAUGUAAUAAAUCUUUUUAUUUGUUCAUUGUAUUUAUUAGGGUUUUAGGUUAUGUAUAUCAUAAUAACUCCCAAUUGGUUACUUCUUUUGUAGAUAUGAAUUGAUUGAUUAGGCAAAUAAGAAAAUUUGAAUAUUGACCUUUGUUCUGUGAUAAUUAUAAAUA